This is a messenger RNA of Lentinula edodes (shiitake mushroom), 4055 nucleotides long. RefSeq lists its product as uncharacterized. The record is from RefSeq and is a predicted model, not a curated record. The transcript is spliced from 3 exons. NCBI's taxonomy places the organism in Eukaryota, Fungi, Basidiomycota, Agaricomycetes, Agaricales, Omphalotaceae. Gene Ontology annotation, cellular component: nucleus; cytoplasm. Gene Ontology annotation, biological process: phosphatidylinositol phosphate biosynthetic process; inositol phosphate biosynthetic process. The coding region runs from base 239 to 3907 and encodes 1222 amino acids. Gene Ontology annotation, molecular function: inositol hexakisphosphate kinase activity.
AGAUACCAGGGACUUUCAUCGGACCAACGUUGGUUACGUUAGCUUCCUUCGCACGUGGGCUGCAGCGGUUGGCUGCCUGUGAUAUCAUUUUUGCUCUUUACACACUCCUGGCGAGAAGAAAAAAAGUUAUAUAGAGAACACUGUACAGUUCUUACAAUUCCUGUUUGACUUGCUGAUUCUCUCGCGAAAAUUCUUGCUCCUGUACUCGGAUAAACUAUUGUGUAUUCUUGGCUUGUCUAUGGGUUCUGCUGCUGCUGAUUUCAGGCAGUCGAAGCAAUCCCAAUUCCGCUACCCUUCAUCCACAUCCAGCCAGCCUAUUUCCUCCCCUCGCUCUGCCUCUUUUCUGUCCGAAAUUUCCGGAAAAUGGCCUAGAACCUCUCCAGGCUCUCAUCUGAGUUCUUCACGCCAACGUCUGAAUGGAGAUGGAACAGACUCGGACGGAUAUCUGACAGAAAAGUCCUCUUCUCAUCGCCGAAAGCAUUCUGUAGCAGGCAAAUCUCGCGCUCUAACUCUACCGCCAACUGCUGGCCAGAUUAAGCUUUCGCCUUCUCGCCCGAUCUUCCGAAGGACUCGUUCUCCGUCUACCGGGUCUUCGUCGUCGUCCUCCUCAUCAACUUCGGCACCCGCUGUUCCUCUUCCCACUCAUCCAUCAACUUCCGGGAUUGGCCGAAAAGUCGCUGCCACUCUACAACUCUUCAAAGAGACCGAAGACGAUUCACAGACCAAUGAUGUUCAGCCUUCAACAGACCAUCACGAACGAUCAGCUUCCCUCGGAAAUGGCGGUGACGUUGCAGAGGCUAAAUUCGAAUUUGUGAAGCGCUCAGAAUGGCCUGACCGUGAGGCGGUCGUGCUCAGGAGAGAGAAAAGUACAGUUACGCUACACAGAGUCAGGACGAGAGAAAGCUUAGCCAGCUCUGAUCACAAACAGCAAGAAGAUAAGAAAGCUCAGGAAAGAAAGCUGUCUGUCACUGACUUAAAUCAGUGGCGGAAAGACGUUGGCAAAUGGGAUGAUGGCAUUGACCGCGGACGACGACGGGAACGUGCGGAGGACGAAAUAAUUUCCCCAUUACCUUCGCCGAGAUUGUUAGAACAACUGGAACCACCAGAUGUCAUCCGCCGCUCAUCUUCACGCUCUCAACCAUCAACAGGAGUCCAAUCACCGCAUCCAUAUUUAUCAGCUGUACCCCAUUAUGAUUCUUCCACACUUUCGCCCUGGUCUACCGACGACGAGUCCGGUUGGGAUUCUGCCUCAGGAACUACGUCUACCACAUCCCACUCUACCGCAUUUACUCAUCACCAAAACCUUUCUUCCUCCAUCCCACCCCUGGAUGAUGCCAGCUCGCCCACAAUCUCUUUCCCUUCUCCAGAUACACCUUAUCACCAUUAUACAGAUGCCGACGAUGGUGAUGAAAACACCUAUCUCCUGGACAUGGGCCUCAACAUCUCCCAGGAUACUCUUCCUCACAUUCCACUACGGCCCUUUCGUAAUCAAGUCGGUGGUCACAGCGCCAUCUACAAAUUUACGAAACGCGCUGUAUGCAAGCCUCUCGUCUCUCGAGAAAAUCUUUUCUACGAAAUGGUUGAACGAGAGGCUCCACCCCUUCUUGCAUAUAUUCCGCGAUACCUUGGUGUAAUGCUUGUCUCGUACCGUCGUGUUUUGAAAAGUGCUACAUUGCAGCUCAAGCCUUCCGCGGAUGGUCAUGGAGAGGCCAAGACACCUAGACCUCCCUUGCAAAAAGCAGCGACAGACCGACCUUCAGCUGGGGGUAAACACAAUGAAGAGUAUACGGACACAGACGAAUCUGAGAUGCCAGAGGUCGUGUUGGACCGCAACCGACAUAUCGUCCCUGAAUGGAUGCUUCGUGGCUCACGUAGCCGCUCUGCUUCUCAAUACACUGCUGCAGGCGUGCCAUCCGCUAUCCGAAGAUUCCAACGUCAGACCCUUCACCGAGGUACAGCUUCCAGCCCCGAUCUUGCCAGCCCCGAUUCUGGGUCAGGUAUUCUUAAGCCUAGUCCCCUAGCGCGCUAUCCUCCCUUUGUUUCUAGCGAAAUGACCGCACCGACUCCAGCGAAUUCGCCCAAAAUUCUAACGAAUGGGUUGCGUCCAGGAUUUCCUGAGGGGGAAAAGAGGAGGAUUUUUUUGGUCAAAUCUGCUUCAGACGAGGAUGAUGGGUUUGGAUGUAGACCAGAACUACCCUCGUUUCAUUCAGAGCAUAUGCACUCACCGUUGUUCGGAGGCCGUGGGUCUACUAUGGUUAACACCAAGUUAAAGGAUCACGUUUUCAGCACUGUGCUUCGUCGUCUGAAGCGCCGUCCUGGAGGCCGCUGGUUAGGAGGCACGCGUAUAGUAGAUGACGACGGAGAGGUCGCUGAUGCGGAGGGUGAUGAUCCUUCUGAUUUUGACAACUCUUCCAGUAAAGUCCGAAGGCGACGUGGUCGAAAAAUCGCUGGCGAUUCAUUGGGUCGUCUGCGAGAUUCUGAUCAUAGCCAAUUGCGGAGGGUGCAAAGCGAGGCCAUGAUAGCGUCGCCUUCUAAGCUUCAUGCUAUAGCUUAUGAGCAACAGAAUCAAGAUCAUCGGGGACAGGAACAAUUUGACCACGAUGUGGUGGGUCUGUUCGACAUGGACGUCGAAGGUAGUCCGCCGCCACUGAGAAGUCACAAGUGGCCAAAUUUAACUAGUUCUGACUUAGAUACGACUGAAUUACCACCCUCUCUCCGGAAGCGUAGCCGGUCUAGAUCAUUAGAUGAGCGCCCUCAUCGAAUGACGUUAACUUCUCCCAUUAGGAUGCCUCCGCUCAAAGAGCCAGAACUCACCACUGACGACGUGCAUCCAAAACAACAUGAUGAUGGAGAAGCAGAGCCUAAGCACGAUUUGGAUUCAGAGUUCUCUCGACAAAAUCAUUUUAUCCUCAUGGAAGAUUUAACUGGACGGUUAAAGCAUCCGUGUGUGAUGGAUUUGAAGAUGGGAACCCGCCAGUACGGCAUGGAUGCAACGCCUGUGAAGAAGAAAAGUCAGCGAAAGAAAUGUGAUCGUACGACGAGUAGGACCUUGGGUGUAAGGAUGUGUGGUAUGCAGGUUUGGAACAUCAAGAGCGCGACUUACAUCACUCAAGAUAAAUACAUUGGUCGCGAAAUCCGUCCGGAAGAUUUUCCUGCAAAGCUCGCAUCUUUUCUACAUAAUGGAGAUCGCCUUCUUGCCUAUCAGAUCCCUACGCUACUGCAGAAGCUAUAUGGACUUGCUCGUAUCAUCUCUCGUUUGAAAGGAUAUCGGUUCUACGGAUGCAGUCUUCUGUUUAUAUAUGAUGGAGAUCAUGAGACUCAACAAGCAUAUAAAGACCUGGUCCUCGAAACACCGACCUCGCGCAGCAAGCGUGGCGAGUCUCUCGAGCGAGGUGCCACCGCCUCUUCAUCUGAUACGUCUUCCUCUCGUAUGCUUCGGAGAUCACACAGCGAAGAACUCUUGUUGGGUCCGAUGCAGAAAGGUUCCGUUGACAAGGACAGGCGCAAGAGAGGAGCCGUUGACGUUCGCCUUGUUGACUUUGCUCAUACCACCACCGGCCGAGACUGGUUGCCAUAUCCGGAGGACUUUGACAAACACCUGCCGCAUGAAGUAACAACAAGCUCUCAAGGAUAUAAUGCUGAUAUUGAUCCGGAAACUGGACUCAUAUACGCUCGUUUUCCCCCUCAUUAUCCCGAAGACGCUGACAUGGGCUUCAUAUGGGGCUUGAAGAACCUGACGCUGGCCCUUGAACAGAUGUGGAACGACGAGAGGAAGCUGAGGUUCAAGCUUCUUCGUGAGAAUCCAGAUUGCGGUGUCAAAAAAUUGCCUGCGCUUCCUACUGAGGGCAAGGAGAUUUUUGACGAAAUUUUCGGCGAGGAAGAUGAUCCGGGCAUGCUUUCGACAUAGCGUAUCUACGCUGUUCAUUCACGUCCCUAUUAUUCUGUUUUGACCCAUUAUUGUAUUGUAGUAGCCGUACUGCCACUUUUCAGUCAUCCACACACUGUAUUUUCUAUCAUAAAUCCCCCUCCUAGAGUUCUCCGACUUAUUCAUCAUA